ACAGAAAGAGAUGGAAGAUAAACAAAGAGAGUUGGAAGGAGAAGAGAAAGAAGAAGAACAUGCCAAACUGGAAAUCUGGAAAUAUGUGUUCGGGUUUGUCGAAAUCGCGGUGGUAAAAUGUGCCAUUGAGCUUGGAAUAGCUGAUGCAAUUGAAAGCCAUGGCAGCCCCAUGACACUCCUAGAGCUAUCAUCUGCUCUAAGAUGUGAUCCUUCUCCCCUUUACCGCAUCUUGAGGGUCCUAGUCCACCUCAAAAUAUUCAAAGAAAAACCAGCAACCCAAUUAGGCCCCAAAGUUUAUGCACAAACACCUUUGUCCAAACGGCUAUUGAAAUCCGGAGAAAACAGCAUGGCUGCUUUCAUUUUGCUAGAGAGUAGCCCGGUAAUGCUGGCACCAUGGCAUGGCCUCAGUGCCCGAAUCCAAGGUGUUAGCAACCCGGCAUUCGAGGCAGUACAUGGAGAGGAUGUGUGGAGCUAUGCCGCGGCAAAUCCUAAUCACAGCAAGCUCAUCAAUGAAGCAAUGGCUUGUGAUGCAAGGGUGGCUGUGCCUGCUGUGCUUGAAAGCUGUUUAGAGGUGUUCAAAGGGCUCGAGACAAUUGUAGAUGUGGGUGGGGGUGACGGGACUACUUUGCGCUUGUUGGUCGAGGCGUGCCCUUGGAUUCGAGGCGUCAAUUUUGAUCUUCCUCAUGUUGUGUCUGUUGCUCAAGAGUGUGAUCGCAUUGAGAAUGUUGGGGGUGACAUGUUUGAUUGUGUUCCAAAGGCUGAUGCUGCAAUUAUCAUGGUAAUUAGUAUAUAUGUGAUACUCUUACUUAAUACUCAAGGAAACCUCACAAUCCAAAUAUGAAUAUUGUUAGAUCUAGGGAACAUA
Messenger RNA from Prunus avium (sweet cherry), 865 nucleotides. The record is from RefSeq and is a predicted model, not a curated record. Lineage: Eukaryota; Viridiplantae; Streptophyta; Magnoliopsida; Rosales; Rosaceae.